GGAGACGGCGUUGCCCGGCGACGGGCCGGAGCGCUGCUGGCCAUGAGCUCCCGCCCGGUGCAGGGGCUGCCGCUGCUGCCCGGCUUCAGCUUCCGCGACCCCACGAAAACUUCUUUCCAUCGCUCCCAGACUCUGGGCUACAGGAAUGGUUAUGCCUAUUCCCGACACCCCACCGUAGGGAUAGGCGGGGAGCGACUCUAUGUGAACCAGCUGUCGCAGGCAGAAUUGGAUGAGCUGGCCAACAAGAGACCCACACUGACCUAUGGCAAAGCCAAGCAGGCUCCACCUUCUGACUUCGUUCCAGCUCACGUGGCUUUCGACAAAAAGGUGCUGAAGUUCGAUGCUUAUUUCCAGGAAGAUGUCCCUAUAUCCGCAGAAGAGCAUUACCGGAUUCGCCAAGUGGCUAUUUAUUACUUCCUGGAAGAUGACAGCAUGUCUGUCAUGGAGCCCAUCGUGGAGAACUCAGGCAUCCCCCAAGGCAAGUUCAUCAAACGCCAGCGAAUUCCCAAGAAUGACUGCGGGGACCAUUAUCACUGGAAGGACCUGAAUCGGGGCAUGAACAUCACCCUGUAUGGCAGGACUUUCCGAAUAGUUGACUGCGACCCAUUCACACAGGUGUUCCUGGAGAGCCAAGGAAUUGAACUGAACCCUCCGGAGAAGAUGAUUUUUGACCCUUACACAGAACUCCGCAAGAUGCCUCUGCGCAAGUACGUCACGCCGUCUGACUUCGACCAGCUCAAACAGUUUCUCACCUACGACAAGCAGGUCCUUCGUUUCUAUGCCAUAUGGGAGAAUGCCAACAGCAUGUGUGAUGAGAAGCGGUCUUUCAUCAUCCAUUACUACUUGGCAGACGACACGGUGGAGGUUCGGGAAAUCCAUGAGAAGAAUGAUGGCAGGGAUCCCUUCCCAGUGCUGAUGAAACGCCAGCACCUGCCCAAAACCCUUGUGGACAAGAAGAAAACCUUCCCCAGCUGCGUGCUGGAGAUCUCUGAUCAAGAGGUGCAAGAGUGGUUCACUGCCAAAGAUUUAGCAGUUGGCAAGUCCGUCACCCUCCUGGGACGUACCUUCUUCAUCUACGACUGUGACAAAUACACACAACGCUUCUAUCAAGAGAGAUUUGGCCUGGACUUCCAGCCAGUGCAUAUAAAGCAGCAACCACCAGAGGAGGUCCCGCAGAUUAUUCCUCCCUACAAUGGCUUUGGCUUCCUGGAAGACUCCCUUCAGAAUUGCUUCUCCCUCCUUCCAACACCCCCCAAGAAAAACAUCAUUAAGAUGCUAGAGAAUGACCACAAAGUGCUGCGGUACCGGGUGACACUGGAGUCUCCAGACCCCAUUGACAGAAAUCGAUGUUUCAUCCUCUCCUAUUUCCUCUCCACGGACAUGAUCAGCAUCUACGAGCCGCCUGUUCGCAAUUCAGGGAUCAUCGGAGGCAAAUACCUCGGGAAGACCAAAGUCCCCAGGCCAGGCAGCACGGUGGAGAAUCCCACCUACUACGAGCCAGCUGACCUCAUCAUCGGGGCCACAGUCGAAGUGUUUGGCCACAGGUUCGUCAUCACCGACGCUGAUGAGUAUGUCCUGAAUUAUGCAGAGAGCAACCCCGAUGUUUUCCCUGCGGCAACACUGCAGUCUUUGCGGGACCACUUCGCCCCUCGCCGAGCAGCAAAGCAGGCCACUGAGAGAGAGUUGUCUGCAACUGGAAGGAACAGGCAGGAGCUGGAGGAGUUAGUUACGCAGGUUCAGGAUCAGAUGAGGCACCAUAACUACCUGAGCAAUGGCAGCCUGCGGGAGGCCUUUCUUCACCAGGACAAGGAUGGCUCUGGGUUCCUGGACAAAGCAGAGUUCCUUGCCCUCUGCACCCGUUUUAACCUGCCGAUCAGCGAUGCUCUGGUGAAUAAGCUGAUCAGCCUCUGUUUGCACGGGGAGGACAAGAUUAGCUACCACGAUUUCAUCAGAGCUUUCUCUUGACAACCAGGAGCAGCAGCACAGCCAGCCAGCCAGGACGUCUCCAGUCAAACUGACCUUUAUUAAAACAUUGUACCUCUUGAACGCUU
Molecule: messenger RNA, 2051 nt
Organism: Gavialis gangeticus (Gharial)
Lineage: Eukaryota; Metazoa; Chordata; Crocodylia; Gavialidae
Gene: EFHC1
Product: EF-hand domain containing 1
Exons: 11
Coding region: 43-1965 (640 amino acids)
Biological process (GO): mitotic spindle organization; mitotic cytokinesis; cilium-dependent cell motility
Cellular component (GO): mitotic spindle; axoneme
Molecular function (GO): calcium ion binding; alpha-tubulin binding
Source: RefSeq, a predicted model, not a curated record